Oldenlandia corymbosa var. corymbosa is the source of this 1219-nucleotide messenger RNA. The record is from the annotation of a GenBank genome assembly. NCBI's taxonomy places the organism in Eukaryota, Viridiplantae, Streptophyta, Magnoliopsida, Gentianales, Rubiaceae.
CAAAACAUCAGAAAUUUUAUUGUGAACCAUGAUAUGGCAAAUUCAAUUUGUAAGAGUCAUUCACAUUUGUCUUUGCUAAAAGUUGCAGAAACAAGGUUUGCCUCUGGUAUUAUCAUGGCUCUUCGACUUAAGGAAGUCAGAGAAUCAUUGGAGAAGAUGGUGAUGGAUCCUCUUUGGAUGUACAAAGGAGAUGGAAAAUCUGCGAUCGAAAUGAAAGCACGUGAGACAAGAGGUGUAUUGUUGAUGAUUCUUGGUGGGAGGAAAUAGAUUAUUUGCUGAAGUUUACAGAACCAAUCAUUGACAUGUUUUGGGCAGCUGAUACCGACACUCCAAUUCUACAUGAAACCUAUGAUAUGUGGGACUCGAUGAUCGAAAGAGUAAAGGUAAUCAUUUUUGAGCACGAGGGAAAGGAUCUCUUGACUGGAAAAUCAGACUUCUUUAAUGUUGUUCACAAGGUUUUAGUGGACAGAUGGGCGAAAAGCUUCACUCCUUUGCAUUGUUUUGCGCAUUCGUUGGUUCCUAAAUAUUACAGCAAUGCUUGGCUUCAAGGUGGAGGUAGCGGCAGCAUGAAAAGGGUGGCUCCACAUGUGGAUGAUGAGGUUUCUAGCAAUCGCUUUAUAUGCCUUAAGAGAAUGUUUUCCGAAAGUAAGCAAUUCAAAAAAGUUUCUAAGGAAUAUGGCAUGUUUGCUACUGGUAGUGGUCCAUUUAAUGCUCCUCAUGUUGUUGAGGCCAGGGAAUACGAAGAACCAAUCUCUUGGUGGGCUAAUUAUGGAUCUCCAACGCCAAUCUUGCAAUCCUUGGCUUUUAAAAAAUUAUUAUUACAACCAGCCUCAUCGUCUUGUUGCGAAAGGAAUUGGAGUACUUACUCCAUGAUUCACAAUGUUAAGAGGAACCGGUUGACUUCUCAAACGGCAGAAGAUUUAGUCUUCGUUCAUGCAAAUAUCCGCCUGAUUACUCGCAAGAAACAAGGGCCAUCUAAAUAUUGGGACAUAUGUGGAGACAAAUUUGAUAUUGAUGGAGAUAUAGCUGAAUUGGCUGACCUUUCAAUCAAUGAUCCUCAUAUAGAAGCAAUGACAUUUGAUGAAAACUUUGAAGAAAAUGAAUCUUAACCGGCUAGUUAUCUUGUCUUUUGUUUUGUUGGAUGUGGCAGUUUCUCCUAUUUUGUGUUAGAUUAAUGCCAGAUCCAACAUGCCAAUAGCCAAGCUAUUUUGUACUUUUG